This is a messenger RNA of Cynara cardunculus var. scolymus (artichoke), 1530 nucleotides long. Its product is annotated as aldehyde oxidase GLOX1-like. The transcript has a single exon. NCBI's taxonomy places the organism in Eukaryota, Viridiplantae, Streptophyta, Magnoliopsida, Asterales, Asteraceae. The coding region runs from base 16 to 1530 and encodes 504 amino acids. The record is from RefSeq and is a predicted model, not a curated record.
AUUGGUAUCACCGCCAUGCACAUGCAACUUCUCCCCAAUGAUCGCGUACUCAUCUACGAUCGUACGGACUUCGGAGAAUCCAACAUCUCUCUCGCCGACGGCAAAUGCCGGAGGGAUCCGAACGACAACGUCUUGAAGAAAGACUGCACUGCUCAUUCCGUUGAAUACGACGUCGCUUCCAAUACUAUUCGUCCACUUAUGGUUCUCACCGACGUCUGGUGUUCUUCCGGUGCUUUAAUGCCUGACGCCACCGUCGUCCAGACCGGCGGAUUCAAUGACGGUGAUCAUGUCGUUAGAGUUUUUAACUCCUGUGAUACUUGUGAUUGGGAAGAACUCAAAUCGGGGUUGAUUAAACGGAGAUGGUAUGCUACUAAUCAUAUUCUCCCCGGUGGCCGGCAGAUUAUCAUCGGUGGUCGCCGGCAAUUUAACUACGAGUUCUUCCCGAAAAUUUCGUCGUCGGAAAAAGCUUACAGUUUGCCGUUUUUAGUUCAGACGAAUGAUCCAAAACUCGAAAACAAUUUAUACCCAUUUGUGUUCUUGAAUCCUGACGGAAAAUUGUUUAUUUUUGCAAACAAUCGAGCAAUUUUAUUUGAUUAUUCAAGGAACAAAGUGGUGAAAACUUUUCCGAUGAUUCCCGGCGGUGAGCCGAGAAAUUAUCCGAGCACAGGCUCCGGCGUACUACUUCCAUUGCGGAUUGUACAAGGGACUGUAUCAGUGGUUGAGGUCUUGGUUUGUGGUGGUGCACCCAAAGGAGCAUUUGUGAAUGCCCAAAAUGGAAAGUUUAAUGAUGCUUUGAAUACUUGCGGCAGGAUCCGAAUAUCCGACCCGAAUCCACAAUGGGUCAUGGAGACAAUGCCUUUGGCUCGUGUAAUGGGUGACAUGUUGCUGCUACCAAACGGUGACGUCUUGAUCAUUAAUGGCGGAUCCUCGGGUACCGCCGGAUGGGAAUACGGGCGAAACCCGGUUCUUAACCCGGUUUUAUACAAACCCGAUUGCCAACCUGAUGUUCGGUUUGAAAUUCAAGAUCCGAGCACCAUUCCGCGAAUGUACCAUUCCACCGCGAUUUUGAUUCGCGACGGAAGGGUGCUCGUUGGCGGAAGCAACCCUCAUAUUUACUAUAAUUUCACAAACGUACUUUAUCCAACGGAACUGAGCCUCGAGGCGUUUUCACCACCGUAUUUGGAUCCACAAUUAUCCGAUUUACGACCCACGAUCAUCUUCCCCGAUCCCCAAACCCGAUUCGGAUACAGAGACCUUACAACGAUCCGGUUCACGGUUUCGGGCACACUCUUUCCACAUUUGGUCUCGGUGACUAUGGUGGCACCGUCUUUUAACACACACUCGUUUUCCAUGAAUCAACGGCUGUUGAUCCUCGAUAGUGGAAACGGCAUCAGGGCGGUCGGGAAUUCGAUGUACGAGGCGGUUGUGACCGCGCCGCCUUCCGGCAACAUUGCUCCGGCGGGAUAUUACCUUCUAUUUGUGGUUCACCGGCAAAUUCCAAGUGAAGGGAUAUGGGUUCAAAUUGGUUGA